AUCAGACUGCGAAAACAACAAAAUAGAAGUGCAGUAAACAGUGAGAAUAGUGUUUAGGCUACAAGGCGGGUCACAGCUAGAUAAAUAUGUUCACAUCCUGUUCGAUCGGAUUAUGACAUUACAUGCAUCGUGGUGACAUGCAAAAGAUUAAGCAGACUCGUUUUUUUAAAUAUACGAUUGCACACAUUUCCUACAGCGAGAACGAGUUUGACAUGGAAGUGAAGCGCUAGCCAGCAAACGUAGCACUUUAUUUUCACUGUCAUAAAAUAAACUGGAAGAUUAUGGACAUCGGGUGGUAUGGAAAACUGUCCAUAGAGAUCACCUAAUUCGCUUUUUAUAUGGAUUUUAGCCCAACUACAAAUAGAGGAUAUUUUUAAAAAGCGUUGAUCAGCUGUCAAUAUGGCCGAAAUAAAGUCGCUCAGUGAGUCUGACGAUGAAGAUCUACACUCCACAGAUCCUGAGGGUAAGGACAAGAGCAAAGACAAGAAGAUACUGUGUAAAGUCAAAUGGUCUUGUGACGAGGAUGAGAGGCUGAAGAAGUUAGUGGAGCAGCAUGGAAUAGACUCCUGGAAAUUAGUAGCUAAUAAUUUCCCAGGGAGGACAGAUGGCCAGUGUCAGCACCGCUGGCAGAAAGUGCUCAACCCAGAGCUGGUGAAAGGACCCUGGACAAAAGAGGAGGAUCAGAAGGUGAUCGACCUGGUGCACAAAUAUGGCCCCAAGCGCUGGUCGGUGAUCGCUAAGCACCUGCAGGGACGCAUCGGAAAGCAAUGCCGUGAGCGCUGGCACAACCACCUGAACCCUGAAGUAAAGAAGUCCUCCUGGACCCAGGAGGAGGACUGCAUCAUCUACCAGGCCCACAAACGCCUGGGCAACCGCUGGGCUGAGAUCUCCAAGCUGCUGCCUGGAAGGACGGACAAUUCCAUUAAGAACCACUGGAACUCCACCAUGAGGAGGAAGGUAGAGCACGAGGGGUAUCUUCAGGAGGGCUGCAGGGGAUUUGGCUUUGACCAUGGGGGGGUGAAGAGAAGUCACCACAGACCCUGUGUCCCCCAACCAGACACCCCCCACCACGGGCACAGCCCUCUGGGCAUGGAAGGACCAGCACAGCUCGGGGGUUACCCUUAUAGCCCUCACUGUGGCCAACUGAUGGACAGCCUCCAAGACUCCUCCAGCUACUUAUCGCCGUCCUGCCAUGACGACCCAGACAAAGAGCAGAGAAUUAAGGAGCUUGAGCUUCUGCUUAUGUCAGCAGAGACCGAGGUCCGGAGACAGGCCCAGUGCCGAGGCCCAUGUAAUGUGGAGCGUUACUCCAGUUGGGCAGACAGCGUGUCAGAUGACACCAUGACCACCAGCAGCAGCAGUCUGGAGGAUCAUGCUGAGGGAGGCUGGAGGGGCCCAGAGGAGGGCCGAGGGCUCCAGGUCCAGCACCACGUCUCCCCCAGUAAGUUCCUGUCUGUGGAGGCUAAUUCCGUGCUCUCCACCUUGCAGACCAUCCCUGAGUUCGCAGAGUCCAUGGAGCUCAUCGACUCGAUGUGUCUGGCUCUACAGGACCCUAUGACGUGGAGCGAGGCGUCCAGUUUCGACAUGUCUGAGGCGACUACCCCCCCGAAACAAACACAAGGGGGCUACGCACCCCAGGGGAGAACCACAGAGGGGAUGAGGUACGCAGUUGACCACCCCAACGGCAUCUCCACCAAGCACUGUGCCCCCAUGGGUCAGGGGAAGGCCCUCCCCCACACCCCAAACAACAUGCCCAGAUCGAGUUUGCCUAACCUGGGGAGGAGGAAGAGGGGGGACCAGUCUCCUGAUAGGAGUUGCCCAUCUUUCUUAGACUCACCCAGCACCAACUCGCCCAAGAACACCCCCACGAAAGCACUGCCCUUCUCCCCCUCCCAGUUCUUCAACACAUCAGGAGGAGAGCAUCUGAGCCUGGACAAUCCAGCUCUGACCUCCACCCCGGUCUGUGACCAAAAGUGUCUCCUCAACACACCCUUCCUGAGGGAGACCACGCCCAAACACCAGAAAGAGAAUGUGGGUUUCAGGACCCCUAAGAUCCGUAAGUCCAUCAUGGUUCCGACUCCCAGAACUCCUACUCCGUUUAAGAAUGCCCUGGCCGCCCAGGAGAAGAUGCAUGGGCCACUAAAGAUGGUGCCCCAGUCCCUGGCCUUCCUGGAGGAAGACCUCAGGGAGGUGCUGAAGCAGGAGAUUGGAUCAGACAUCUUCACCAGGGAACUACAACCACAUUUCAUGCCAUGGAAACAUGAUGUGGAUGGGCCAGCCAGGAAGGUGCGUAAGUCCCUGGUGCUGGACUCCUGGGGGAAAGACUGUCUUAACGUCCAGCUAUUCCAGGAACAGCGCAAUAAUGCACAGAUCCCAGAGGAGAGUCUCCUGACCAGCUCCUUACUGAUGACCCCCCUCCCUGAGAGAGACAGAGAAGAGCACCCCUGCACCCCCUCAUCUGGGAGGGAGGGGUCCUGUGCCCCCCUGCUCCACCUCCCCAGCCCCCACAAGAGGAAGAACCCCCCUUCGGUCAGAAUGUCCCACCACGAUUCACUUAGACAGGUAAAAAGCGAGUGGGAAGCAGUGGUUUAUGGGAAGACUGAGGACCAGCGGAUCAUGACAGAGCAGGCCCGGCAGUAUCUGGGUAGUACCUACCCAUCCUCCGCCUGCACCUCGAGGGCCCUCGUCCUCUGAGGCAAUAGUCACCACAAACUACACCCGUCCGGCAGAGUUGCUAUGUAAACCACGCUCCUUCUCCUAACGACUCUUAGCAUACCUAGACAAUCUGGCGUAGGCAACUCAAAUCAUUUUGAAAGUUGUGUAUUGAUAAGAUCCCUAAGUGAACACUCAAGUGUACCACAGAAUACUUUACAGAAAAAGCCAAGUCAAGCAUUUUUUUUCUCAGUCACACUACCCAAGAACCUUGACGUCCUUGAUUUGAGUUUUUGUAGCCAUAAAUUCCUUGGUUUGUCUUUUGAAUACACACAAGCCUAGCCAUGUAACAGGUUUGUACAGAUAAGAAGUACUAGAUUUUCUGCACUAUAAUGUGUUAAAACUUAACAACCUGCACAUACAGUAAGUAGUAAGCUGUAGAAAUAGACUGAUUAUUACUAGCAGUGGCUGAGUCUCAUAUUGUUUAUAUAUUGUUUAAAUAAAAAUGAAAAAAAUCUGUUUUAUGAUGUAAUAUUACAUGUAUAUUUUCUAACUUGUUUGUAGAACUACCCUGUACUGCUACACCUGUUGUUUUGAAGUCUUAGGAGAGAGACAGAGCGCUGUCUGUAUGGCACUACUGAGUUGGGGUUGGCUGCAGAGAAGCGAUCAGUGUUGAGGAGGUAACUGGAUAGCACUUGUGAUGUGACUGUAUUGUUUCAAAAUGCAAUCAAGUUUCCGUUCCAAGGCCAUACUUUCCUUUAGCAGUCUCAAGUUGAGACAUUUGUUGAAUGUAUUUCAUAGCAUGAAACUGCGAAGAAACUCCAAAUGGAAGGGUACUUUUCCCCCCCGUAUUUUAUUUAUUAUUUCUAUUCUAAAACGUAGAUAUUAAUAUAAGUGUAAAUUGAACACAUUCUCCUUUGAGAAAUAUUCCUAAAGCCUUUCCCUGCCCCUAAGAUUUGGUCUGUCAGUUCUACUUCUUUCCUUCUAUUGAUUGAGGUUGUGAUUGGGGAAGGGUACACUGAUCCAAAAUCAGAAUCCAGGUGUCAUGUUUGGUACUGACCAAUAGUGCUCAGAGUGCUAAAACGACCAUGUUUAGUUGAGGGGAUCCUCCUGUUCACGUGAAGGCUGUAUGUUCUAUUUAUUAAAUGUUUACUCAUUUAUUUAUUUCAAUACAAAGAUAAAUGAUCAAAUAAUUAUAUUUUCUUCUUAUCAGAAAAGGAUUGGGCUACCUUUCACCUAAUCUCUCCAAAUUAGACAUACCAAGCAAACAAGCACUGCCACUAAUUCCUUUUUAUUCAGUAAUUAUUUGAACUAUCAGAUUGAGUUAAUUACCAUUUGUAUAGUGACAUCACUGAGUUGUUGUUGAUAGAACAGUUUCCCCUGGAAUCACUUUUUUUUUUGAAGCAGGACCCAGUCUCUAAUCAUAGACAAAUUGCACUUUGCUCAUUGUUUUAAGUGUUGUUUCGUUCAUUUGUUUGAAAGCAUGACAUAGCUCGUUUUAUGUGUGUGUGUUUUUUUGUUAUUUUUUUUCAAAUCCAAUGCCGUUAGAUGAAUGUCUCGCUACAUGUGACGAUUGAACAUUGACCUAAAUAGGUAUAGAUGGAGCUGCUUGAUGUAUGUUUUUACAUGGCAUGUAAAGAUUGAACAUUUUGUAAAGAUGGAAAUAUUGUAAAGAUUAAGCUUUUUUUUUUUUUUUUUUUUUUUUAGAUCAAUUGUUUAUCAGUAAUAAUCACCAGGACAAUAAGAUUUUCAACAGACAAAAUAUUAUUUUUUGUUGUAUGUCUUCAUGUGACAAUGCAGUUUUCUAUAGCUCUGAUUGGUUACCUCUGUAAUAAAAAGGUGCAGCAGAGUAUCUAUGGUCCCUGUGGUGAUGAUUGGUGUCAUUCGUUCCAACGGUCUUCCAACUGUUUAGAAUCUGGAUUAUAAUUUAUCUAGCAUUAAGUGUGUUUGAGAAUAAAAAGGGAAUCUCAUCAGGAGAGUUCACAAGGAAAGAUCAUGUAUGUUCACCCUCUCUGAGCUCCACAGAGCUUCAGUCUAUGAUCUUUCUUAUUUUCCUUCAUCGGCUACACUAAAUAUGUAUGUUCUGUUGGUUGGUUUGACUUCAGUAUGUUUGGUUUGUAACAUGUUUGUUAAUACUUGGACAUCUAACCCUAUGUUAUGAGGGAAUGAAGUACAUUUAUAGUAGUUGUUGUCAUAAUCAUGCAUGAACAACAAGCAAUACGCUGGACCUUUCCAGUACCAUGUUUGUACAGUAAUCACAGACGUAACACUUGUCUUGUUUUCUUUCUGCUGUAAUCGUAACCAGGCAACACAGAAUUCCUGCCAACUGCAAAUGGAACCAUGUACUUAAUAUGGAAUAGUAAUAAAAUGUUAUUGCAUUGCA
Molecule: messenger RNA, 5035 nt
Organism: Oncorhynchus masou masou (cherry salmon)
Lineage: Eukaryota; Metazoa; Chordata; Actinopteri; Salmoniformes; Salmonidae
Product: myb-related protein A-like
Exons: 16
Coding region: 400-2694 (764 amino acids)
Biological process (GO): regulation of DNA-templated transcription
Cellular component (GO): nucleus
Molecular function (GO): RNA polymerase II cis-regulatory region sequence-specific DNA binding; DNA-binding transcription factor activity, RNA polymerase II-specific
Source: RefSeq, a predicted model, not a curated record